Spinacia oleracea (spinach) is the source of this 945-nucleotide messenger RNA. RefSeq names its product protein FAR1-RELATED SEQUENCE 5-like. Lineage: Eukaryota; Viridiplantae; Streptophyta; Magnoliopsida; Caryophyllales; Amaranthaceae. The transcript is spliced from 3 exons. The record is from RefSeq and is a predicted model, not a curated record. Bases 1 to 945 code for a protein of 314 amino acids.
AUGGUUAAUUACAGGAGCAUUGCCUUUGAUAGGCUAAUGAUAAAUGAUAAGGGGGGUGUGAGCUUGAGUAGAAACUUUGGUACUCAGCUUAUUGAAAAAGGUGGUUUUGAUAAUAUUACGUUUAACAAAAGGGAUGUUAGGAACGCCAUAGCUGUUGAACGCCGUAAAACAAUGUUCGAGGAAGGAGAUGCUGCCAGUCUUGAAAAGUAUUUCAAAUCACAACGAGAAUUGAAUAGCGAUUUUUAUAGCUCUAUGCAACAAGAUGAAGAAGGCAUUUUAAAGAAUGCAUUCUGGUCCGACGCGCGUAGCAGAGGAACUUGCAAAUACUUCGGGGAUGUGAUUAGUUUCGACACCACCUUUUCUAGCAAUAGGUAUCGCAUGCCAUUUGCCCCAUUUGUUGGCGUCAACCACCAUGGGAAGUCGAUUGUAUUCGUUGCCGCUUUAAUCUCACAUGAAGAUACUGAAACUUUUGUUUGGGUUUUUGAGGAAUGGUUGAAGUGCAUGGGAAAGCCUUCGAAGGGCAUUUUAACCGAUCAAGACAAGGCAAUCGGUAAGGCAAUAAGCAAAGUUUUCCCAGGUGUUCCACACCGGCUUUGUUUGUGGCACGUGCUACAGAAUGCCUCUCGGAACCUUGGCAAGCUUGCUGAAUGGAAAAGCAUUGAUACACUUAUUAGAACGGCCGUUCAUGAUAUGCUCGAUCCCGCGGAGUUUGACGAGGCAUGGUGUCUUGUGAUGGACACAUAUAAUCAACGUAAGGGGUGGAUGUUGGAUGCGUACGAAAACCGUCGACAUUGGGCACCAGCCUACAAUAGAGGCCAAUUUUGGGCCGGAAUGCAAUGUCAUCUACACAGCGAAGUGAAGGCAGAGGAAGAAAAGGAGGAUAAUUUUGAUUGUAUAGAUAAGCCUCCACAAAUUGAUGUUGACAAGAGUGUGUUAGCCGAGUAA